AUGGAUACGGAGAACAUUCCUCACCCUUACGAGGACAACCGAGAUGCAGAGCGCCAGAGUCGUCAGUCCCGCAGCAGGAGCACGGCUGGGAAAGGUUCCAAGGCGUCGGUACGAACUCUGAAACGGGACAAGAGUCGGGACGGAGAAAGAGAUGAGAGGGACAGCUGUGCUGGGGACCAGGCUAAGACACGGACACAGGAAGUGGAUCCGGACCGGGACCGACUACGAGAACCUAACACCCUCGGAACACACGCUGUCGCCCUACUCCCGUACGCCCUCCCCCAGCCCUCGCAGAAAGGGACCUCGCGCCAAGAGGGUCUCCAGCAGUCCUCUACACAAAACAGGCGUCCGUCGGGGUGUGUCUCGCCCUCCCCGCGUGGGUGCCCAGCCCCAGCGGGCUCAGCGUUGGGGGUACGGACCGAGUCCCAGAGCCUGAUCAAGGACACCACGGCACCCCCUAAAGAUCUUGACCUGGUGACCAAGCGCAUGCUGUCGGCCCGCCUGUUGAAGAUCAACGAGUUACGCAACGCCCUGUCAGAGCUACAGCUCCACACCGACCAGAUAACUAAGGAGAACCGCAUCCUCAGACAGCUCCAUCACCGCCAGGAGAGGGCGCUGCAGCGAUACGACGACACGGAGAGUGAGAUCGCCCAGCUGCUGUCGCGCCACGCCAACGAGACCACAGCUCUGCGGGAACGUCUACGGCGGACACAGGAGAGGGAGCGGGACGCUGAGAGGCGACUCAAAGACACACAGGAGCAGCUGCAGCGUAGCCAGUCGUCCCUGGGUCGUCUGAGGCGUCUGGCAGAACAGCAGGAGUUAGGUCCCAGGGAGGAGCUCACCAGGAGACUAGAGCAGGAGAGGGCCAAGGACCAGGAGAACCAGCUAAAGAUCAAGGAUCUGGAGCGCAGAGUGGAACUGAGCAGCAGUAGUUACCAGAGACAGCUAGCUACAGAGAGGAGGAAGACCAUCAGUACCCAGGACCAGGUCUCAGACCUGCAGGAGGAGGUGGAACGACUCAGCAACAAACUCAAGGAGAAAGAGAGGGAACUGGACACUAGGAACAUCUAUGCCAACCGCUUGUUGAAACCAUCGCCCAGGAAUACAGACAACACCACAAAGAGGAAAGGCCCCAGUAUGUCCAGCUCUAAGGCAGUACAGACAGUGAACGAGAACUUGAGUCUCGACUUCCCGUCACCGCCCCCGGCCGUCACCGAGGGCAACUAUCACUACAACGACCAAGCCCCUGAUGACUACCUGUCACUCAAGCCAGGUGUCUCUAGUACACCUUACAGCUCUAGGGAGGUUGACAUAGCAGAGCGAAGGCCGAAGGAGACUGAGGAGAGAAAGGAGAGAGGGGAGCGAGAGAGGGUACAGAAGGAGAGAGAGAGGGAGAAGCAGAGGAUUGACCUGGAGUUGGACACACUUGAGGAAAAGACCAAGAGACUGAGAGAUGGCUGGGAGAAAGAGGAGGAAGAGAGUAAGAGGCUGAUCCAUAAGGAGGAAGAGAACAGGAAGAGGCGUGGCCAAGUCCAGGAAGAGGUUGCGAGGCGGAACCAAGAGGCGCUAGCCAGUCAGGAAGUGGCGGAGGCAGAGCGGCGCAGGAAGGAGCGACUAUUGGCAAAGCUGAGGGAAAUUGACAAGCAGAAUGAGCCACCCCAGAACGCUGGGCUGUUCUACGAGGUUGACCCAGAACCCCUGGAGUCUAGCUCAGGUUCCACUGCACGUUCUCCUCCACAGCUCUCCGACCCACGGAACCAGAACCCUUCCAUCUUCAGCUUCACUGAGCCGGAGGAGAUGGGCGGUCUGCGUGGGGGAGCGGGGAGCAGGGAGGGGGGCAAGUCAGGGCGAGGCGGGGCAGAGAGCGGUUUGGGUCCAGGAGCGGGGACUGGGAGGAGAGGGAUGAGGGCUCAGAACUCAAGCGAGGACCUGGCUUUCGGUAGCUACGCCCCGUCCUUUGGACGGCCGGCCCCACGAGGGGGUACAGGAUUCCCAACCCCACCGCCGCCCUCGGCUCUGGACGCUCUGCUGGGGCGGUCAGAGAGAGAGGAGAGAGGAGGACCAGGCCCGGGAAAGGAGAGGAAGUCUACUUUGUUGCAGCAGCUCUUUGGCCCCCCAUCCAGCCCCUCUCCGAUCUCCGACAGCCCCCCAGACGUCCUCUUUAACCCUCCCACUUCCACCCUCACCGGGCCCCGCAACUGCAGAGAGGGCUUUUUCCCCUUUGAGCCCAAGGCCCCUGCCCCAACAGGUUCCCUUGGACCCUUCCUUUCCUCCCUCCACGUGACCGAGAGCAGGCCGGCCGUACGAGCCAUUGCUUCCUUCGACGACGACAUCGAGGAACUCAAACUUUGAUCAAAUCACUUUUUUAUUAUUUUUAUUAUUCGUCUGUUGAGUAGGAACUCGCGGUCUGAUUAGUCAACGAAGGAGGAAGUGACACUUGGAUUGGCCGUUGAGGCUGUUAAUCACUAUACUAAGGGUGGACCCGGUGGUUGGGUUUUCACAGGGUUUUAAAAGCACUAAGUCGUAUUUGUUCUGCUAUCAGAUCAAUCUCAGCCUGGUUAUGGACUGUUUUAUGUGAUAGAUCAAUGUCUCUCAGUGUGUGUGUCAAUACCAUGUGUGUAUGUUGCUCAGGGGAGUCUGUAAAAUCAGGGAAGAACAGCAGCAUUUUCAGACAGACUUAGGCUCCGCCUCAAAUGGUGCCCUAAUGAAGACCACUUUAACGUUGAAUGAUGCACAGAGGAAGCAGCUGUAAUGUUGACAGCUUUAUUAACGUUGGUUAUUGAAUUGUGCAUCAGAGAUACAUUGUAUA
Molecule: messenger RNA, 2809 nt
Organism: Oncorhynchus tshawytscha (Chinook salmon)
Lineage: Eukaryota; Metazoa; Chordata; Actinopteri; Salmoniformes; Salmonidae
Gene: lca5
Product: lebercilin LCA5
Exons: 10
Coding region: 1-2352 (783 amino acids)
Biological process (GO): intraciliary transport
Cellular component (GO): axoneme
Source: RefSeq, a predicted model, not a curated record